Molecule: messenger RNA, 849 nt
Organism: Emiliania huxleyi CCMP1516
Lineage: Eukaryota; Haptophyta; Isochrysidales; Noelaerhabdaceae
Exons: 3
Coding region: 1-849 (282 amino acids)
Biological process (GO): regulation of DNA-templated transcription
Molecular function (GO): DNA binding; DNA-binding transcription factor activity
Source: RefSeq, a predicted model, not a curated record
AUGUCCACGCCUUGGUACCAGCAAAAGCGCCAAAAGCAGAGAACGCAGCCGGAGCCGCCGGAGCCCCUCGACGCGAACUCCGGUAGCGACACCGAGCUGCAGGCUGACGAUAGCGACGAGGGCGCCGCCGCGUCCCUCAUCCUCAUCGGAGCCCUCACCACCUCGUCUGACACCUCAGCGGAGCCCUCACGGCGCAGCUACACAUUGCUGGGCGAGCGCGUGCUGAUCCCAGCCAUCCUCAAGAACAGCACGACGGGCUACAAGUGCGUGUCCUUCAGCCACCAGUAUAAGAAGUUCAAGGCGCAUGCCAGGGUUGGUGGCAAGCAAGUCCACCUCGGCUACUUCGACACCGCCGAAGAGGCGGCCUCCGCCUACGCUCGCUCGGCGUACGGCCGUGCCGACGCCGCCAAGCUGCUGCAGCCUCGCUCUGCUCCCACUGCCGCUGGCGCCGAGGCGAUACGGCAGGCGGAGAGGGAGGGCCUGACUCUGGCCACCAGCAGUAACAACAGCACAGGCUACAAAGGCGUGAGCUUCUGCCCGAAAGGCAGCAAGAAGUACAAGCUGGCGGUGAGGGUUGGAGGCAAGCAGGCCACCAUCGGCCGCUUCACCACCGCCGAGCAGGCGGCGCUCUUCCACGCCCGCAGGGAGGCGGGCAGGGACAUGGCUGUCCGGCAGGCGGAGAGGGAGGGCCUGACUCUGGCCACCAGCAGCAACAACAGCACAGGCUACAAAGGCGUGAGCUUCACCCCGAAGCAGCAAGGCAGCAAGAAGUACAUGCUGAAGGUGAGGGUUGGAGGCAAGAAGAGCGAGUUCGAGUGGUGUGCGUACGGCGAGAGCCUCCAAGCUUGA